This is a messenger RNA of Rangifer tarandus platyrhynchus (Svalbard reindeer), 3393 nucleotides long. NCBI's taxonomy places the organism in Eukaryota, Metazoa, Chordata, Mammalia, Artiodactyla, Cervidae. The record is from the annotation of a GenBank genome assembly.
AUGACUUUCGUGCCAGUAAUACCAGAGUCCUACAGCCAUGUUCUUGCAGAAUUUGAGUCUCUGGAUCCAUUACUUUCAGCCCUGAGGCUGGACUCCACUCGUCUGAAGUGCACAAGCAUAGCUGUGUCUCGAAAAUGGUUGGCUUUGGGCAGCUCAGGUGGAGGACUCAACCUCAUUCAGAAAGAAGGCUGGAAGCACAGGCUUUUUCUUUCUCACAGGGAAGGUGCAAUUUCUCAGAUCGCCUGCUGUUUACAUGAUGAUGAUUAUGUUGCUGUGGCGACCAGUCAAGGUCUUGUAGUUGUUUGGGAAUUAAAUCAAGAGCGUCGUGGGAAACCAGAACGAAUUUAUGUGUCUUCAGAACACAAAGGCCGGAAAGUUACAGCUCUCUGUUGGGAUACAGCUAUUCUUAGAGUAUUUGUAGGUGAUCAUUUGGGGAAAGUUUCUGCCAUCAAACUCAACACUUCUAAGCAAACAAAGGCAGCUGCUGCCUUUGUGAUGUUCCCUGUUCAGACAAUAACGACAGUUGAUUCCUGUGUUGUCCAGUUAGAUUACUUGGAUGGAAGACUACUUGUAUCUUCGCUUACUCGAUCCUUCUUGUGUGACACUGAGAGAGAAAAAUUUUGGAAAAUUGGAAACAAGGAAAGAGAUGGAGAAUAUGGAGCGUGUUUCUUCCCGGGAAGGUGCUCUCCAGGCCAGCAGCCCCUAAUAUACUGUGCUCGCCCUGGCUCCAGGAUGUGGGAGGCGAACUUUGAUGGAGAAGUUUUAAGCACACAUCAGUUUAAGAAACUCCUCUCCUCACCACCUCUUCCUGUGAUUAAUCCAAGAUCAGAACCUCAGUAUGAUCAUACAAUUGGAUCUUCCCAGUCUUUGUCUUUCCCCAAACUCUUACAUCUUAGUGAGCAUUGUGUGUUGACUUGGACAGAAAGAGGAAUUUAUAUUUUCAUUCCUCAGAAUGUUCAAGUUCUUCUUUGGAGUGAAGUCAAAGAUAUUCAGGAUGUGGCUGUUUGCAAGAAUGAGCUAUUCUGUCUGCACCUGAAUGGGAAGGUCUCGCAUCUCUCCCUGUUGUCUGUGGAGCGCUGUGUGGAACGUCUGAUAAGGAGAGGCCUGUGGAACCUGGCUGCUCGAACUUGCUGUCUUUUCCAGAAUUCUGUCAUUGCCAGCAGAGGAAGAAAAACUUUAACUGUAGAUAAAUUGGAACACUUGAAAUCUCAGCUGGACUUAACAACCUAUGGUGAUCUAAUUUCCCAACUGGAAGAGUUGAUUUUAAAAUUGGAACCUUUGGAUUCAGCGUGUAGCAGUAGAAGAAGCUCCAUUUCAUCACAUGAAAGUUUCAGCAUCUUGGACUCUGGUAUUUAUCGUAUCAUUAAUAGUAGAAAAGGCAGUCAGUCAGAUGAGGACUCUUGUUCCCUUCACAGCCAAACGCUCUCAGAAGAUGAGAGACUUAAAGAGUUCGCCUCACAUCAAGAAGAGGACCAACCAGAUCAUUGCUGUGGCUCCCAGGGAAGUGAAGACAAUGUUUCUCACGCAUCAGUGACGUUUGAGACGGAUAAAAGUGAAACUUUUCUCCCCUUCGGCAUUCCGUUAUCAUUUCGUUCUCCAUCUCCUCUUGUGUCUCUUCAGGCUGUCAGGGAAAGUGUCUCCAGCUUUGUGCGGAAGACUACUGAGAAGAUUGGCACCCUUCACACAAGCCCUGAUCUGAAAGUGAGACAAGAACCUCGGGGUGAUGAGACGUCCUGUGACAAGGAUAUGAGUACAGUCACUUGCCCAAAGGAGGAAGACACUGAAGGAAAAGAAGAAAUAACUAGUCAUUCUCCAGAAGAGGACAAGUUCCAAGAGCUCAAAAUGGCAACAGCAGAAGCAAUGACCAAGCUACAGGACCCACUGGUUUUGUUUGAACCGAAGUCCCUGAGAAUGGUUUUACGGGAGUGGCUUUCACAGUUAGAAAAGACAUUUGCCAUGAAGGACUUUUCAGGCAUUUCAGAUACGGGCAGCUCAUCCGUGGAAUCAAACCAGGAUAUGCUAUUGCUUGAUGAGUCAAAAAAGGGAAUGUUAGAUGAAGAAUAUGAAAAAGAAGAAAGGGACUCUUUAGGCAAUGAAGAAACUAUUGAUCAAACAGCAUGUGAAUCUGUAAAUAGUCUGAGGGAGCCCUUGGAUGGUGACCUUUUUCAAGUAUGUUCUCCUUGGAGUAUAGCAGACAGUCUUCAGAAGGAUCUGGCUGAAUUGACAACAUUGUGUUUGGAACUGAGUGUAUUGCAUUCUGAGGUGAAAAGUGCGAGUGGACAUGGUGACCACACUUUGCAACAGUGCUCUCUUGAAAUGCUGACUUGUCAGUUCCUAAAGAAGUACUUUUUUCUGCUGGACUUGAAAAGAGCAAAGGAGAGCAUCAAGCUGAGUUACCCUGAAAGUCCUCGUGUUUGGGAUACUUUUAUUGAAGGAUUGAAAGAAAUGGUGAGUUCCAGUCCUACACAUAUAAAGAUGGAAGAAGGAGACCUUCCAACAAGAUUAAAGUUAUUGGAGGACUUGGUUCCUUUUGACAGUCCUUUGUUGAUUGCAUAUGCUACCCGAUUGUAUGAGAAAUUUGGAGAAUCAGCCCUUCGAUCCUUAAUCAGGUUUUACCCAUCCAUUUUGCCUUCAGAUGUCAUGCAACUUUGUCAUCAUAAUCCUGUUCAGUUUUUGGCCUAUUUAGACAGUCUGGUGAAAUCAAGGCCCGAAGAUCAACGGCCAUCCUUCCUUGAGUCCCUUCUACAGCCAGAGUCUUUAAGGUUGGAUUGGCUGCUGUUGGCUGUGUCCCAUGAUGCUCCCCCAAGCACCAGCACUAUGGAUAAUGAAGGAAACCCCAGGCCUCAUUCCCACUUGUUUUCCUGGGGUUACAGUCAGCUCAUCCUUCAUCUGAUUAAACUUCCUGCAGAUUUUACAACAAAAGAGAAAAUGACUGACAUCUGUAGGUCUCAUGGUUUCUGGCCUGGAUAUCUUAUUCUCUGUUUGGAGCUGGAGAGAAGAAGAGAGGCCUUCACCAACAUUGUGUAUCUGAAUGAUAUGAGCCUGAUGGAAGGGGACAAUGGUUGGAUCCCAGAAACUGUGGAAGAAUGGAAGCUUCUCCUACAUCUGGUGCAGAACACAAGCACCAAGCCAGCCCCACAGCAGUCACCAGAUGGAAACUUCAGCGACGGGCCUUCCCCUAUCACUGUGGAGACUGUGGCCCUCCUGUUAGCUAAGGCCGUGGGCCCAGACCGGGCCUGGUCACUGCUCCAGGAAUGUGGUUUGACCCUGGAGCUGUCAGAGAGGUUUACCAGAACCUGCGAUAUCCUGAGAAUUGCCGAGAAAAGGCAGAGAGCCUUGAUACAAAGCAUGCUCGAAAAAUGUGAUCGGUUUCUCUGGUCUCAGCAGGCCUAG